ACACACACAGAGGCCAGACACUGAGUUACUUGACCACGUGAAAAUACAGAACCGGACCGAGACCACCACCCGGAAAGACGAGCACAUUUCCUUGAGGAACUUUUGGCAGAAACGUAAGGCGUGCUCGAUAAAACUCUGGACCUCCCUCAUCUGCUCCAGAACAGAAAACCUGUCGAGUCAGGGAUCAGCUGCAGUUGAAGGCUGAUUCUCUUCCUGGAACAAAUCAUAUUCUCUACAGUUUGAUGAUGGGUGGAAACAACAGUCGUUCCUCAAUGAGAGGUGAAAUGGCGCAGAAAGUAGUUCAGCUGGAGCGGAAAACCUUCUCUUGUUCCAUCUGUCUGGAUCUACUGAAGGAUCCGGUGACUAUUCACUGUGGACACAGCUACUGUAUGAGAUGUAUUAAAACCCACUGGGACAUAGAGGAUGAGAAGAAGAUCUACAGCUGCCCUCAGUGUAGACAGACAUUCAGAAAGAGGCAUGUCCUGGUGAAAAACAUCAUGUUGGCUGAUUUAGUGGAGCAGCUGAAGAAAACUGCACUCCAAGCUGCUCCUGCUGAUCACUGCUACGCUGGAGCUGAAGAUGUGGCCUGUGAUGUUUGUACUGGGCGAAAACGGAAAGCCGUCAAGUCCUGUUUGGUUUGUUUGGCCUCUUAUUGUGAGAAACACCUCCAGCCUCAUUAUAAAUCCUUGACCUUUGAGAAGCACAAGCUGGUGGACCCCACCAAGAAGCUUCAGGAGAACAUCUGCUCUCGUCACCAUGAGGUGAUGAAGAUGUUCUGCCGCACUGAUCAGCAGUGUAUCUGUUAUCUCUGCUCUGUGGAAGAACAUAAAGGCUACGACACAGUCUCAGCUGCAGCAGAAAGGACCGAGAGUCAGAGAGAGCUCGAGCUGAGUCAACAACAAAUCCAGCAGAGAGUUCAGGACAGAGAGAAAGAUGUGAAGCUGCUUCAACAGAAGGUGCAGGCUGUUUUUGCUGUUGCUACUGUUGUAUUUGUUGUUACAGCAGCAGCAGCAGCAGCAUUUUGGGUGUAUUCCAGAAAGCAGGUUUAACAUUCUUUGAACCUAACCCAGAAGUCUGAAUUGACCAACCCUGAGAUGGGAAAGUUUUCGGUUCCAGAACAGCUGUUCUGAGUAGUUUAAUCAACUAUGAGUAUGUUCACUUGGAGAUAUGCACGUGCCUGCCGACUAUAAAAAGCCAUCAUCAAUUGAUUCAUUAUCGAUA
This is a messenger RNA of Scophthalmus maximus (turbot), 1221 nucleotides long. Its product is annotated as E3 ubiquitin/ISG15 ligase TRIM25-like. The record is from RefSeq and is a predicted model, not a curated record. Lineage: Eukaryota; Metazoa; Chordata; Actinopteri; Pleuronectiformes; Scophthalmidae. The transcript has 2 exons. The coding region runs from base 243 to 1049 and encodes 268 amino acids. Gene Ontology annotation, molecular function: zinc ion binding.